Messenger RNA from Bombina bombina (fire-bellied toad), 1528 nucleotides. RefSeq names its product SIL1 nucleotide exchange factor (gene SIL1). NCBI's taxonomy places the organism in Eukaryota, Metazoa, Chordata, Amphibia, Anura, Bombinatoridae. The record is from RefSeq and is a predicted model, not a curated record. The transcript has 10 exons. Bases 81 to 1514 code for a protein of 477 amino acids.
CAAAGUUUUAUGUGAAUACUGUCAGCUACCUUCUCCAGCUUGCUCCUGUUUGUGUAAAGGGUCUUUUCAUAUGCAAAAGAAUGGGGAGGGUCUUAUUGCUUUCCAGCUGCCUUUUCAACAAAGCUAAACUGAGAGCUUCUAAGGAUGCUGCUAUGGGUCUGCACAAUCCUUUCAGAUACACCACCGUUAAGAUGAAGUUGUCAACCUUUAUUCUGUUCUCUUUUUGUUUCUAUUCCUGCUUCAGCGACCAAGCUAAAGAUUAUCCUUUGACUGUAGUAGAAGAGGCUGAAAUUGAGAGUCAUAAUGAAGCAAUUGUAGAAGAUGAUGAUUAUAAAGAAGAUCAGGAAAUAUUUUAUCCUACUCGAGAAUGGCAAGUUGUAAAACCAGGCCAAGCUGUUCCUGCAGGAUUACACAUCCGCUUAAAUCUUCAAACAGGACAAAAUGAAGCCAAACUAUUGGAUGAAAAUGAUGAUCUGAAGAGCCAGGAAAGUACACACAGAAAAUCAGAUGGAUACACAACAAAAGAACUUAAAGAAGCUUUAGCUAAAUUCAAAGAAGGAACAGAGUCUCAAGAUCCCAAGAAUGAAAAGGCUUAUAUUGAAGAUGUGAAAAAAAAGUUUCGUCCUAUAGAAGAACUGAAGAAAUCUUUCAGUGAACUUAACAUACGUGUUGAGACUGAUUUUGAGAUAAUGACCAGAAUAAUCAACACAUUCAACAACUCAAUUUCUACCACAGAUGAAAAAGUACAUGCUCUCUAUGAUCUAGAAUAUUACGUCCAUCAGGUGGAUAAUGCUCAAAAUUUGUUCAAAUCAGGAGGUCUUCAGCUUCUUAUUAAUAGCUUAAAUAGUACCGAACCUGUAUUAAUAGAACACUCUGCGUUUGUUAUUGGAUCUGCACUAGCCAGUAAUCCCAAGGUUCAAGUGGCAGCUUUUGAGGGUGGAGCACUUCAGAAACUUUUAGUUGUUUUAGCUAUGGACAAUGAGCCAUCAGUGAAAAAGAAGGCUCUUUUCGCUUUAUCUGCAUUGCUUCGUCAAUUCCCGUAUGCACAACAGCAGUUCCUAAAGCUGGGUGGACUUCAGAUACUGAAAAAUGUAUUCAAAGGGAAAAAUGCAGAAAUGUUGUAUGUCCGGGUGAUUACUCUCAUGUAUGACAUGAUUAUGGAAAAGAUGCUUAAUAAAGAAAGUAAUAUUACCCAGAAAAAUGAAAGAAUCCAACAAUAUGAGCAAAUAAAUAUCUUACCAGCUAUAACUGAGCAGGGCUGGUGCACAAUGAUUUCAAAUCUUCUUAACUUGUCGGAAAAUGAUGCACGAGAAAAGGUCCUGAAGAUCGUGUCCAUAUUGAUCACUCCUUGCAGGAAUGAAUUCCUCAAGGAUCAGAAUCUGCACACAGCUCUGGAUUCACUCAAGAAAGAGUAUGAAGACUUGGCCUCAGAAGAACAAAGUGCUGGUGAAAAAGACGGUUACUUCAAUGAACUUCAUAAUUUAAUUAUCAAUAUUGUUGAUAAGCUGAAAUAAAUAUCAUAAUAUGG